GAGAAAAGCAGCAUCGCAGUCAGACAAGCCAGCUGACAAAAAGGAAGAGGAAAGCCAAAAUGAUGAUGCUAGCACCUCUCCUUCACCCAGUACACGAGGUUCCACCCAGCAGCAGCAAAAUUCAUCAGACUCUGGGAAGAAGCCAUGGGAAAGGAGCAAUUCUGUUGAAAAGCCUGUAUCUUCAUUACUUUCUAGAAAUCCAUCAGUGGUGAAGAGCUGUGAAGCUAAGAGCCCCACACAAUCCCACGUGUCUUCUAGGAUGAAGCCAGUGAGCAGCAGCAAUGAUGUGGCUAUGGAUGCCUUAGAUUUUGAUCGAAUGAAACAGGAAAUAUUGGAGGAAGUUGUAAGAGAGUUACACAAAGUGAAAGAGGAGAUAAUUGAUGCCAUACGGCAGGAGUUGAGUAGAAUCAGUACAACAUAAUGAUUGCAAAGCAUUUGGACGGUACUAAGAAUGCUAGGAAGAUCGGAUCAUUUCUAAGUGUACCAAGGUCAUGCAAGAUGGUGAGAGAGGACACCGGCACUGUCUUUGUUCUUAUACCCUUUUUAUUAGCAGACUCAGCACACUUUGAAGCUUGCUGCUGCCUUGGAUUUGCUUCAUUUUAAAAGUCUUAAUCUAAAGAAUAUUAAAUUUUAAAUUUCUGGAUUUUUUAGAUUUCAUCUGACACUGCACAUUGGAUUUGUCAGCCUUUUUUGUAUUUUGUAUUUGCUUAUUUAAAUGUAUUACCUUUCUUUUUAGUAGUAGAUAAGAACACACGUGAACCAUUUGCUUUUGAUAGAUGACUUCAAAGUAAUUUUACUAGUAGUCUGCAAUGUAAAUGAAGAUCCUUUGCCAACAGAAAUGUAUUGAGGCAUCACGAGAAGAAACAGAGACAUGUUAGUUGUCAGCCAACAAGUUCUUUGUCUCAGAGUUAUCACAAUAUAAAAAAAUGGUACGUCAGUGCAUCACAGUAUCUGUGUUCAUAUUGGUAAUAAACUGUUUAUUGUCCACAUG
Molecule: messenger RNA, 991 nt
Organism: Nestor notabilis (Kea)
Lineage: Eukaryota; Metazoa; Chordata; Aves; Psittaciformes; Psittacidae
Product: ena/VASP-like protein
Exons: 7
Biological process (GO): actin polymerization or depolymerization; positive regulation of actin filament polymerization
Molecular function (GO): SH3 domain binding; profilin binding
Source: RefSeq, a predicted model, not a curated record